UGUCGUCCUUGAGCAGUGAACACACGCUCGUAGUCACUGCGCUAUAAAUCACACAAAACCUAAGGACUUCUUCUCACUGACUUCUGUCAACUUCAUUGGCUAAAUAAACGAGAUGUUGGGAUGGAUAUGGCAGAUGGUUAACUAACCCUUUCGUGUCCCAGACGCACUGCUUUGGUGGCGAUGCUUUGCAGUUUGCACUGGAGGUGUCCUGCAUCAUUCAUCUGUUCAAUCAAAUCGUGCUGUAACCCGCCAACAUCCAGGAGCCUUCCAUGGAUAGAUCCACACUUACCCAACAGGUGGAGAGCGUUGAGCGUAAUGUAGCAUUUUUGCAGCAGGAACACCAGAUCCUCCUUAGCGGUCUACGGCUAGAUAUCCGCAACCUGAAGAAACGAUGCAAUGAGCUGAGUUGUGAACUAAGUGAAAGACCACCAGUAAGAAGCCGAGAAGAUAUCGAACUGGAGGAAGAGCUUCUGCAGGCACGAUUACUAGAGACAGAGCAGCAUCUGGCUGAGCAGGAAAGCACGCUGGUGGAGCUGCGGGCGGAGCUACGGAAAAAGGGGGCACUUGCGAGCGCACUGCAGGUUCGACUUCGAGAUGAAGAGCGGCGAUUCCUAGAGGAGCUAAAACGACGCAGUCAUAAGAUUACAACGUUGAGUCGUGACCUCCGCAAGCAGACUGACCUGGCCGCUCAGCUGUCCUUCCAACUGCAUUCAGCACAAUUUCGAUUGUAUCACCAGGCAGAAGACUACGAGGAAGAGGAUGAAGAAGAAGAGGAUGAAGGAGGCACCAUGCAGGAAUCAGAAUGGACUGCAAAAUCUCCAGUAACGGCGGAAAGUCCACGUCAAAGCCGAGCUUCAGGAAGGGUGCGGAGAUCAGAAAGAGUGAGGGAAUGCGUGCCCCGCGAAAGGGUGCUUGGGCCCCAAGAGGCGCGCCCCAUGCCUGACCCCGCCCUUUUCCUUUAUCCUUUCAAACAUAGGCUCCUCCCCUUGCACAGGUCACUUGGAGGUCACUGGAGAGAAGGUGGCCUUUCAAGGAUGCCAGAAGCUCGAAUAGGUAGAUUCAGAGAACGACCACUGAGGGAGGAAAUUGGACCAGAGACAACUGAGUUAUAAAGGGCAACAGUGCCCUUGGUUCUGGAGGGAUUUUUCCAAUUCAUUUUUCCUAUAGUUUUUUAAAGGUGCUGUAUGCUAUUUUUUUCACUGUACUAAAGCGUAAAAAUACCAUAAUAUGUUUGCAGGUAUGUAGGAAACAUGCUAAGUUCACGUACUUGUUCCUCCAAAAAACAAAGCUACAGCCAGUUAUUCUGCUUUGAAAUGUGUGUUCCGUGUCGGAAUGUCUGUUUUUAUUUUGUUCUGUGUGAUUCCGCCCACUGCUAAUUUACCCAAUAGUAUUUAGACACACUGGGUUGCCAGUUAGCGGAAAACUUAGCAGUAUUGCAGCCAUGGAAGCGAGCAAACAAACUGGGUCAGAGAUCACAGAUUCUACCCGACCUAAAAAGCCUCGGCAUCCAAGCUCUAUGAACAGAGGCUUAUUAAAACAUAGAUAAGUCAACUCAUCAAUUUACAGUGUAAGGAUCAUUUCCCUCCAUUAUCAAUUGUGCUCAUUCCUGUUUCGUGUCCUCAAUCUGGCAACCUGCAAUCUUUUGAAUUUGGACCGCAGUACCCAUGUCAACUGCUAGCUGUCAAUAUCACAUACUGCACCUUUAAAAAGUCUUUGUUUAAGAGAUAUAAUAAGCCAUGAGCCAAACCAACCAACUUUGAGGUGAAUCACAAACAUUACAAAAUUAGAUUUUAAGCAAAGAAAGUGUUUGAAAAUCAGAUAAACACAAUGAUACAAAAGUGAAAGAAAUGUAUUCUCAUGAAGCAUUGCAAAUGUCAUAAUCAAAAUUAAAAAUUAUGUAGAAAACUCACUCUGCAUCAUUCACAGUACUUCUUGGGAGUGGGCUUGUCGCAAUUCUGAUUGGUGGACUCUGAUUCUCUAAAUGUUGACUCGUGGGUAAUGUAGUUUUUCACCAGGAAUUCUGAAAUUAUAAAUUAUAAUUAGAAAACAAGUUUAAAUAAUGUGGGCUGGUGGCUUCGAUGGCUCGAUUAGCAACCUCAUAGCUUAAAGUAGGUCUGUCUUUAAAGGUUUUUAUGUUAUUGUUGAAAAUCCAUUCCCCUAUGGAGAAAGUGAAUGGGAUUUUGACUUCCAGAACCUGAUUGUUGCAUUCUAGAAACUUCCUGGCUUGAAUGAUUCAAAGUUGUAAGGAAAGUUACAGAGUAACUCUGAGUUACAAAGCACCUGAAACCUACAUAGUGAUGUCCCUUUUUGAAAUGUGUCUUCUUUGUAGAACCUAGAACACUCUAUAAACGAGUUUUCACUUUCCAUGCAGUCAUCAUUUGUGUCAAUUAAGUGAAUUAUUCUUAUCACAUUAGACACACUUUAGAAGAACAGGGAGGGCAGAUGCAGGCAAACAGGUGUAUUAUAUUGCUUUUGUGUUUUUGGUCUCUCUGUCUCUAUUGGAAAAGAGCUUUAUGAUGUAUUGAAAUAUAUAUGAAGUGAAACAUGGUUUAUUUAUUAAAUACUACAAAAAUUGUUUGUA
Messenger RNA from Sinocyclocheilus anshuiensis, 2581 nucleotides. RefSeq names its product coiled-coil domain-containing protein 92-like. The record is from RefSeq and is a predicted model, not a curated record. The coding region runs from base 270 to 1112 and encodes 280 amino acids. The transcript has 5 exons. Lineage: Eukaryota; Metazoa; Chordata; Actinopteri; Cypriniformes; Cyprinidae.